CACUUUUGUGUGUUUCAGUGUAUUUUAGCGUAGUUCAGGAUGUGGUGUAGCAGAGCGGCGGUUCGGCAGGUCGCUCUCGGGCUCGGAGCGACGCAGCGCGCCAUGGCAACAUUACCGCGCGUCUACGUCUCCCGUAAAGUGCCGCCGCAGGGACUGGAAAUCCUGCGCAAGUCUGCACAAGUGCAGAUCGAGCUGUGGGACUCUGAUGACCCAGUUCCUCGGCAGGAGCUCCUGAAAAAGGUGAAAGGCUGCGAUGGUCUGCUCUGCGUCCUCACUGAGAAGAUCGACGCUGAAUUGUUGAACGCUGCAGGUCCAAAACUAAAGGUGGUCAGCACCAUGUCGGUCGGGUUUGAUCAUCUUUCACUGGAUGAGCUGAAGAAAAGAGGAAUCCGUGUAGGAUACACACCAGAGGUGCUGACUGAUGCGGUGGCGGAGCUGACUGUUGCCCUUCUCCUCACUACUUCGCGAAGACUCAUUGAAGCAACUCAUGAAGCCAAAACUGGUGGUUGGGGAACAUGGAGAACUCUGUGGUUGUGUGGUUAUGAGUUGGCCAACAGUACAGUCGGCAUCUUCGGGCUCGGAAGGAUUGGAGUGGCCAUCGCUGAGCGUCUGAAACCCUUUAAAGUAAACAAAUUCAUCUAUACAGAUGUGGCACCGAGACCAGAGCUGGCAGAGGCCAUCCAGGCAGAGUACGUGUCCAUGGACGAGUUGGCUAGACGUUCUGAUUUCUUGGCGGUGUGCUGUGCGCUGACUCCCGACACUCAGGGCAUCUGCAACAAAAACCUUUUCUCCAAGAUGAAGAACACAUCCAUUUUCAUCAACACAAGCAGAGGAGGUGUGGUGAACCAAGAGGACCUGUAUGAAGCAUUAUCUUCAGGCCAGAUCGCUGGUGCAGGACUGGACGUCACCACACCGGAACCCUUGCCCACUAGCCACCUGCUCUUCUCACUCAAAAACUGUGUGAUCCUGCCUCACAUCGCCAGCGCCUCAUACACUACACGUAACGACAUGUCCGCUCUCGCUGCCAACAACCUGCUUGCUGGACUCAGAGGAGAACCCAUGCCAAAGGAGCUUCAGCUCUAGAACUCACUGGAACUGUUCAACCUGAUGAGAAAUGAAUAAACUGAUCAUUUUGACCACACA
Molecule: messenger RNA, 1143 nt
Organism: Silurus meridionalis
Lineage: Eukaryota; Metazoa; Chordata; Actinopteri; Siluriformes; Siluridae
Gene: grhprb
Product: glyoxylate reductase/hydroxypyruvate reductase b
Exons: 9
Coding region: 40-1083 (347 amino acids)
Cellular component (GO): cytosol
Molecular function (GO): glyoxylate reductase (NADPH) activity; hydroxypyruvate reductase [NAD(P)H] activity; NAD binding
Source: RefSeq, a predicted model, not a curated record